UAUCUUGACGAUUUAUCUAGUACUCGAACCGAUUUGCCAUGGCAGAAGAAUCAGCAGCAGUCGCCGCUCAAGCCGCAGCUAGCCCGAAGAAAGGAAAGAAAACAGCAGGUGGACCAAAGAAGCCCAAGUCAAAACCAACUCAUCCCCCAACUUCUUCGAUGGUGAACGCCGCCAUCAAGUCUCUGAAGGAACGUGGAGGUUCAUCCCUGCCUGCUAUCAAGAAAUACUUGGCCGCCAACUACAAAGUUGAUGUCACCAAAUUGGCUCCUUUCAUCAAGAAGUACUUGAAGAGCGCUGUUGUCUCUGGGAAAUUGGUGCAAACUAAAGGAAGUGGUGCCUCCGGUUCAUUCAAGCUCCCAGCGAAGGAGAAGAAGGAAGCAGCGGCUAAACCAAAGAAAGCAGCAGCAGCAAAGAAACCUAAAGCCGCCGCUAAGCCAAAGAAGACUGGAGAGAAGAAAGCAGCUAAACCGAAGAAGCCAGCCGCGGCUAAGAAAGCAGCAUCUGGUGCCGCAAAAGCAGCAAAGAAAUCUGGAAGUGUGAAAUCAAAGGCACCCAAAGAGAAGAAAGCAAAAGCUCCAAAAGUAGCUAAAAAGACAGCUGGAACAGCGAAGAAAGCAGCCCCAAAAAAGGCGGCAGCCAAGAAGUAA
This is a messenger RNA of Hermetia illucens (black soldier fly), 647 nucleotides long. RefSeq names its product histone H1-like. The record is from RefSeq and is a predicted model, not a curated record. Bases 39 to 647 code for a protein of 202 amino acids. Gene Ontology annotation, cellular component: nucleus; nucleosome. The transcript has a single exon. Gene Ontology annotation, biological process: negative regulation of DNA recombination; nucleosome assembly; chromosome condensation. Lineage: Eukaryota; Metazoa; Arthropoda; Insecta; Diptera; Stratiomyidae. Gene Ontology annotation, molecular function: nucleosomal DNA binding; structural constituent of chromatin; double-stranded DNA binding.